AUGUCUACUACUACUGCUACUAGACCAUUGAUACUUUCCCAUGGUUCUUUGGAACACGUUCUACCAGUUCCAACCAGCUGUUUCUUUGCUGCUUCUGAAUUGCUAGAUCAAUUCAACAAAAGUCUGCCGGAACCAACUGAAAAUUUUGCCUCUGACCAGGAACCUUCCUCCCCAAUUGAAUUGUUGGCGAAAUUUCUUGGCUUUGUGGCUGACUUCGUUCAAGAAGGUGAAACAAAAUUCGCCGCUGUUCUUGAGAAUUCUUUAAACGAGUUUGAGAUUGCUUAUUUGCAAGGCAAUGCAGUUCAUGCAGUGGCUGCUAAACUACUUGAUGAAGAGGAUUCGAACACUACUAUAGAAAAAGUUAAGGAAUUGAUCAAGAAUUAUAUCAAGGCCAGAUAUGUCGCCAAAAAGCCUUUUGAAAAGAGCCAAUCUGCUCUUUUCAAAUCGGCUACUUCUGGUGAAUCACAAAUAGCUGCCAUCUUUGGUGGCCAAGGUAACACAGAUGACUAUUUCGAAGAACUACGUGAACUAUAUCAAACAUAUAACGUUGUGGUUUCAGAUGUUAUCGAGUUUGCAGUCACUACUUUGAAAGAGUUGGUCCAAUCUACUCGUGACACCAAAAAGGUUUUCACUCAAGGGUUCGAUGUAUUAAAUUGGUUGGAACAACCAACCCAGACUCCAGACACAGAUUAUUUACUAUCGAUCCCAAUCUCUUGUCCCUUGAUCGGUGUCAUUCAAUUGGCCCAUUAUGCGGUCACCGCUAGAUUGUUGGGUUUCACUCCCGGUGAGUUGAGAUCCCACUUGAACGGUGCUACGGGUCACUCACAAGGUUUGGCCACAGCUGUCGCUAUCGCUGAGGCUGAUUCUUGGGAGUCCUUCUUUGAAUCCAUGAAGAAAGCUAUCUCCCUAUUGUUCUUCAUCGGUGUUCACUGUUAUCUGGCUUACCCAAACACUUCACUACCACCAUCUAUCCUAGAGGAUUCUUUGGAGAACAGUGAAGGUACUCCAUCUCCAAUGUUGGCGAUUACAAACUUGACUCAGGAUCAAGUACAAAACUUUGUCGACAAGACUAAUUCACAUUUGCCAGAAGAGAAACACAUUGUUAUCUCCUUGGUCAACGGUGCUAGAAACCUGGUUGUUACUGGUCCACCACAAUCUCUUUAUGGUUUGAAUUUGACUUUAAGGAAGGCAAAGGCUCCAUCUGGAUUGGAUCAAUCAAGAAUCCCAUUCACUGAGAGAAAAUUGAAAUUCUCAAACAGAUUCUUGCCAAUCGCAUCUCCUUUCCACUCUCAUCUAUUGGCAUCCUCUAAGAAGUUCAUCACCGACGAUUUGGCUAAAUACAAUGUGGAUUUCUCUAGCAAAGAUCUAACGAUCCCAGUCUAUGAUACUUACACCGGUAAGGACAUCAGAGAUUACAAGGAGUCCACCAUCGCCGAAAGAGUCACAGACUGUAUCGUUAGUCUACCAGUGAACUGGGAAACCGCCACCAGUUUCGAAGCUACGCAUUUAUUGGAUUUCGGUCCAGGUGGUGCAUCUGGUCUUGGUGUCUUGACUCAUCGUAACAAGGAUGGUACUGGUGUUCGUAUUAUUGUCGCAGGUACUUUGGACACUAAUGCAGAGGAUGAAUACGGUUUCAAGCAAGAAAUCUUCGACGUCACUUCAAAUGGUCUAAAGAAGAACCAAAACUGGUUGAAGGAAUUCCAACCUAAGUUAAUCAAAAACAAGUCAGGUAAGGUCUUUGUUGAUACUAAGUUCUCUAAGCUAUUGGGUAGAGCUCCACUGUUAGUCCCAGGUAUGACUCCAUGUACCGUUUCUCCAGAUUUCGUCGCAGCCACGAUUAAUGCUGGCUACCAGAUUGAGUUGUCUGGUGGUGGUUACUUCUCACCAGACGGUAUGACUAAGGCUAUUGACUCCGUUGUCUCUCAAAUCAAGAAAGGUUACAGUUUGGGUAUCAACUUGAUUUACGUCAACCCAAGAAUGUUGCAAUGGGGUAUCCCCUUGAUCAAGGAAUUGAGAGAGAAGGGUUACCCAAUCCAAUCCUUGACAAUUGGUGCAGGUGUGCCAUCUUUGGAAGUGGCUACCGAGUACAUUGAGACUUUGAAAUUGACUCACUUGGAUUUGAAACCAGGUUCAAUUGAUGCUAUCUCCCAAGUUAUCAACAUUGCUAACGCUCAUCCAAAGUUCCCAAUUGUCUUGCAAUGGACUGGUGGUAGAGGUGGUGGUCAUCAUUCUUUUGAAGAUUUCCACGCUCCAAUGUUCCAAAUGUACUCCAAGAUUAGAAGACAUCCAAACAUUAUCCUUGUCGCAGGUUCCGGUUUUGGUUCAGAUGAGGAUACUUACCCAUACUUGACUGGUGAAUGGUCUACCAAAUUUGACUACCCACCAAUGCCAUUCGAUGGUUUAUUGUUUGGUUCAAGAGUCAUGAUCGCAAAGGAGGCUAAGACUUCUUUGGCCGCUAAGGAGUUGAUCGCAUCUUGUCCAGGUGUCCCAGAUAACCAAUGGCAACAAACCUACAAGAAGCCAACUGGUGGUAUCAUCACUGUUCGUUCUGAAAUGGGUGAACCAAUUCACAAGAUCGCUACUCGUGGUGUCAUGUUCUGGAAGGAAAUGGAUGACACUAUCUUCAACUUGCCAAAGAACAAAUUACAACCUGCUUUGGAUGCUAAGAAGGAAUACAUCAUCAAGAAAUUGAACGCUGACUCUCAAAAGCCAUGGUUCCCUACCGUUAACGGCGAAGUUCGUGAAUUGUCUAAUAUGACCUACGAAGAGGUGGGAAACAGAUUGGUGGAAUUGAUGUUCAUCAGAAAGUUGAACCAAUGGAUUGAUCCAACUUUAAGAAACUUCACUGGUGAUUUCUUGCGUCGUGUUGAAGAACGUUUCACCAAGGUCAAGACGCCUUCUAUCAUUCAAUCUUACUCCGCUUUGGAUGAACCUGAUGCUCUCUUGGAGAAGCUAUUCAAUGCUUACCCAGCUUCUAAAGAUCAAUACUUGAACGCUCAAGACGUGGACUACUUCUUGAACUUGUGCCAAAGACCAAUUCAAAAGCCAGUUCCAUUCGUUCCAGUGCUAGACCACAGAUUCGAAUUUUUCUUCAAGAAAGAUUCCUUGUGGCAAACCGAAUUCUUGGAAGCGGUUGUUGAUGAAGAUGUUCAAAGAACCUGUAUCUUGCAUGGUCCAGUCGCCGCUCAAUUCACUAAUAACGUCAAUGAACCAAUCAACAGCAUCUUUGAUGGUAUUCACGAAGGUCACAUUAAGAGAUUGUUGAAGGAACAAUAUUCUGACGAUUCUUCCAAGAUUCCAGUUGUCGAAUACUUUGGUGGUGAAGAACCAGUUGCUGUUAGUUGCCAAAAGCAACAAUCAGAUGCUACUGGUAAGGUCACUUACCGUGCCACUGCUUCCACAGAUCCAAAGAACUGGUUCAAAUUGUUGGCAGGGCCUGAAAGAAACUGGAGAAAUGCUUUCUUUACCACCUCUAGAGUGGUUCAGGACAGCCUGUACGUCGACAACCCAGCUCAAAAGGUCUUCAAGCCAGCUGAUAACUUGGUUGUUGAUAUUACAAACUUAGACACCCCAUCCAAGACUGUGGUUACUUUGUCAGAACUAGUUCACGGUGAAUACAAGCCUACUGCUGUCUUGAGAUUAGUCAAGGAGAACUUGAUUCAAUUGGAAAUGAUCGAAAACAGAACCAUUGAUGGUAAGCCAGUCGCUUUGCCAUUGUUGUACACUUACAUCCCUGAGGAUGGUUUCGCUCCAAUCGCUGAAGUUAUGGAAGGUCGUAACGAACGUAUCAAGGAGUUCUACUGGAAGCUAUGGCUAGAUGAGCCAGUCGACUUCAAGUUCGACCCAAGAAAGGUCAUCAAGGGUGGCAACUUCGAAAUUACCGCCAAGAGUAUCGCUGAGUUUACUCAUGCUAUCGGUAACAACUGUGAAGAUUUUGUUAAGAGAUCUGACCGUAAGUUAUUGGCUCCAAUGGAUUACGCUAUUGUGGUUGGCUGGAGAGUCAUUAUUAAGGCUAUCUUCCCUGAGACUGUCGAUGGUGACCUAUUGAAAUUGGUUCACCUGUCCAACGGAUACAAGAUGAUCCCAGGUGCCAAGCCUUUGGAAGAAGGUGACAACAUCUCCACACAUGCUAUUGUGAAGUCUGUUGUCAACCAACCAACUGGUAAGAUUGUUGAAGUUGUUGGUACUUUGUCCAGAGAUGGAAAACCAGUGAUGGAAGUUGAGUCGUCUUUCUUCUACAGAGGUGCUUACACUGACUACGAAAACACUUUCCAAAGAACUGUCGAACCUGUUUACCAGGUUAAAAUUCAGUCUCCAAAGGACGUUGCAGUUUUGCGUUCCAAGGAAUGGUUCCAAUUGGAUGAUGAAGACAUUGACCUGUUGGGUAAGACUUUGACGUUCGAAACUGAAACUGAAGUUACCUACAAGAACGCCAACGUUUUUUCCUCUGUUAGAUGUUCUGGUCCAAUCAAGAUGGAGUUGCCAACCACCGAAAACGUUGAAAUCGGUGUUGUUGAUUACGAAGCUGGUGAGUCUUACGGUAACCCAGUGGUUGAGUACUUGAAGAGAAACGGUUCCACUUUGGAACAAAAGGUUAACUUAGAGAAUGCCAUCCCAAUUGCUGUUUUGGAUUUGCAAUCCCCAAGUACCAACGAACCAUAUGCUGAAGUGUCUGGUGACUUGAAUCCUAUCCACGUUUCUCGUCACUUCGCUAACUAUGCUGACUUGCCAGGUACUAUUACUCACGGUAUGUACUCCUCUGCUGCCGUUCGUGGUUUGAUCGAAAAUUGGGCUGCAGACAGCGUUUCUGCAAGAGUUCGUGGUUUCGACUGUCAAUUUGUUAGCAUGGUUUUGCCAAACACUCCAUUGACCGUUUCCAUUCAACAUGUUGGUAUGAUCAAUGGUCGUAAGUUGAUCAAGUUUGAAACUAAGAACAACGAAGAUGUUGUUGUGUUGACUGGUGAGGCUGAAGUGGAACAACCUGUCUCGACAUUUGUCUUUACUGGUCAAGGUUCGCAAGAACAAGGUAUGGGUAUGGACUUGUACCAAAAUUCUGAAGUCGCAAGAAGGGUCUGGGAUAGGGCUGAUAUUCACUUCAAGGAAACUUACGGUUUCUCUAUCUUGGACAUUGUUAGAAACAAUCCAACUGAAUUGACUAUUUACUUUGGUGGUGAAAAGGGUAGAAGAAUCAGAAACAACUACUCUCAAAUGAUCUUUGAAACUAUCGUCGACGGAGAACUAAAGACCGAGAAGAUCUUCAAGGAUGUUAAAGAGGAUUCAACCUCUUUCACUUUCAGAUCUCCAUCCGGUCUAUUAUCUGCUACUCAAUUCACUCAACCUGCAUUGACUUUGAUGGAAAAGGCUUCCUUCGAGGACUUGAAAUCUAAGGGGUUGAUUCCAGCUGAUGCUUCAUUCGCUGGUCACUCCCUAGGUGAGUAUGCUGCUUUGGCUUCUUUGGCAGACGUUAUGUCUAUUGAGUCCUUGGUCGAAGUUGUCUUCUACAGAGGUAUGACUAUGCAGGUCGCCGUCCCAAGAGACGCUUUGGGCAGAUCUAACUACGGUAUGGUUGCUGUUAACCCAAGCAGAGUCUCUCCUACUUUCACACAAGAAGCUCUACAAUUUGUUGUUGAGAAGGUCGGUAAGAGAACAGAGUGGUUGGUUGAGAUUGUCAACUACAAUGUUGAAAACCAACAAUACGUUGCUGCUGGUGACUUGAGAGCCUUGGACACUUUGACUAACGUCUUGAAUUUCAUCAAGGUUCAAAAAAUCGAUAUCGUUAAGCUUCAAGCUUCUCUAUCAUUGGAAAAAGUUGAAGAACAUCUAUUCGAAAUCAUUGAUGAAGUGUCCAAGAAGUCUUCUGCUAAGCCACAGCCUAUUGAACUAGAAAGAGGAUUUGCUUGUAUUCCACUACGUGGUAUCUCUGUUCCAUUCCACUCUUCAUACUUGAGAAAUGGUGUUAAGCCAUUCAAGAGCUUCUUGAAGAAGAACGUUGUCAAGGAGAAUGUUAAGGCAGACAGGUUGAUUGGUAAGUACAUUCCAAACUUGACUGCUAAACCAUUUGAGAUUACCAAAGAGUAUUUCCAAGACGUUUACGAUUUGACUGCUUCCGAACAAAUCAAGGAGAUUUUGGAUAACUGGUCCAAGUAUGAAAAUUAA
Molecule: messenger RNA, 6156 nt
Organism: Torulaspora delbrueckii
Lineage: Eukaryota; Fungi; Ascomycota; Saccharomycetes; Saccharomycetales; Saccharomycetaceae
Gene: FAS1
Product: tetrafunctional fatty acid synthase subunit FAS1
Exons: 1
Coding region: 1-6156 (2051 amino acids)
Biological process (GO): long-chain fatty acid biosynthetic process
Cellular component (GO): fatty acid synthase complex
Molecular function (GO): fatty acid synthase activity; [acyl-carrier-protein] S-malonyltransferase activity; enoyl-[acyl-carrier-protein] reductase (NADH) activity
Source: RefSeq, a predicted model, not a curated record